Messenger RNA from Zasmidium cellare ATCC 36951, 993 nucleotides. RefSeq lists its product as uncharacterized. Gene Ontology annotation, molecular function: hydrolase activity. The record is from RefSeq and is a predicted model, not a curated record. The transcript is spliced from 3 exons. The coding region runs from base 1 to 993 and encodes 330 amino acids. NCBI's taxonomy places the organism in Eukaryota, Fungi, Ascomycota, Dothideomycetes, Mycosphaerellales, Mycosphaerellaceae.
AUGUCGACUGUGCCAUCAGCGGACCCGGCGUUCGACGCCUUCAAUAUCUUUGAAGAAACAUACAAGACCGUCAGCUCCCACGAUAUCAAAGCUGCAGUCCUCAUCCCCAAGAGACUGCAGUCUGGCCGACACCCAGUGAUAAUCAACAUCCACGGCGGCUUCUUCGCGACAGGCCAUUCACUCUUCGCACCAUGGUUCCAUCCCUGGCUCAUCAAGAUGGCGCUAGAGCAAGGUGCCAUCCUAAUCUCAGCAGACUACAGGCUACUACCCACCCCGAAUGGAAUUGCAGACCAGCUUGAAGAUCUCGAAGAUUUCUGGCAGUGGACGAAGGCGGAACUUCCUUCUAUUCUUCAAGAUGGCGUGCCCGACCAAGCCCUUGAUUUCGAGCAUUUGCUACUCGUGGGUGGCUCAGCUGGCGGGUAUUGUGUGUCCCAAGUGGCCUUGUCCCAUCCAGAUGAGAUAUCGGCGCUUGCGAUGGCGUAUCCUUGUGUUGAUCUCAAAGACAGCAUCCUCUCGGAAGGACCUCCGCCAGGCAAACCGACGGUAUUGCGCUUUCCUCUGGAAGACAUCCCCUCGAAAGAAGAGGGCCUGAAGUGGAUCAAGGAGAAGCGCGGUACCGUUGCAAGCAAAGGCGAGCUGGAGAUCACACCUUACUGCGUCUCGUUGUCCCAGAACGGGCUCUUUUUUUCUGAAGUCCUCGAGCACAAUGGCGUGCGCCUGACUACCAACGAGUUGCCCCUCGAGCGGCUGGAAGCUGGUGCAAGACUGCCGAAGAAUGUAUGGAUCUUCCACGGAGAUAAUGACUCGGUCGUCUAUCUGCACCAGUCCGAGAAAUUUGUCGAUCUUGCUCGAACCAAGCUCCCAGAGAUAAACCUGCGCUUUGAUGUGGCCGAAGGCAAAGACCAUGCGUUUGAUAUGGAUGCCUCAGUGUGGGGCUCGUAUCCAGCCAGCAAGGAUGCAAUUGCAUUCUUGACAAAAGCGUGGCUGGAAUGA